Messenger RNA from Hippocampus zosterae (dwarf seahorse), 1907 nucleotides. It is a transcript of the gene klhdc10, whose product is annotated as kelch domain containing 10. The transcript is spliced from 9 exons. Lineage: Eukaryota; Metazoa; Chordata; Actinopteri; Syngnathiformes; Syngnathidae. Gene Ontology annotation, molecular function: protein binding. The record is from RefSeq and is a predicted model, not a curated record. Gene Ontology annotation, biological process: positive regulation of stress-activated MAPK cascade. The coding region runs from base 329 to 1336 and encodes 335 amino acids.
GCGUCCGCUGAUUGGCCAAGGCCCUCGCGAAAGAUGAGCGUCUGCCUUCAAACCUUCUGGGGCUGCGCCGCUACCAUAAACCAUCAUGUCCACCGAGCCCUUUGGAAGCAGCUGUUUUUCCUCGUUGUGAUGUUGUGGGAGAGACCGCGCUAAAACUGGGACAAGAUGACGGACGCCCACGGCGAUCGCUGUCCGGACCAGUUGAAUAAAUUCGAGAAGCUGGCCGGCAGGCCGCUGCACGGUCGCCGUACUCCCGCAGCCCGCAGCGGCCAUCGUUGCGUGGCAGACGACACCAACCUCUACGUCUUCGGCGGGUACAACCCGGACUAUGAUGAGUCGGGCGGCUCGGAGAACGAGGACUACCCGCUGUUCCGGGAGCUGUGGAAGUAUCACUUUGCCACGGGGCGAUGGCAGCAGAUUCAAACCGAGGGUUACGUGCCCACAGAGUUGGCCUCCAUGUCAGCACAGUUUCCUCACUGCAGCCGUGUUGCACGGUCACAAUCUGCUGGUGUUUGGCGGCACGGGGAUCCCCUUUGGGGAGAACAACGGCAACGACGUUCACGUUUGCAACGUGAAGUACAAGCGAUGGUCUCUGCUUAACUGUCGCGGGAAGAAGCCCAACAGAAUCUACGGACAGGCGAUGGUCAUCAUAAAUAGCUUUCUCUACGUGUUUGGGGGAACAACGGGGUACAUAUACAGCACAGACCUGCACAGGCUGGACCUGACCACCAGGGAGUGGAUCCACCUCAAGCCCAACAACCCUCGAGAUGACCUACCCGAGGAACGGUACAGACAUGAAAUAGCACAGGAUGGACAGAGGAUCUACAUUUUGGGAGGAGGGACGUCCUGGACGUCUUAUCCUCUGGACAAGAUUCACGCAUACAACCUGGAGACCAAUUCCUGGGAGGAGAUUGCAACCAAACCUCACGACCAAAUAGGCUUUCCCGCUCCUAGAAGAUGUCACAGUUGUGUCCAAAUAAGAAAUGACGUAUUUAUUUGCGGUGGCUACAACGGUGAGUUCAUCUUGGCUGACCUGUGGAAGAUCAACCUGCGCACGUUCCAGUGGAGCAGACUGCCCGCCGUGAUGCCCGAGCCGGCUUACUUUCACUGCGCCGCCGUUACACCGACGGGCUGCAUGUACAUCCACGGCGGUGUGGUGAACAUCCAGGAGAACAAGAGGACCGGAUCGCUCUUCAAGAUCUGGCUGGCUGUGCCCAGCUUGCUGGAGCGUUGCUGGGAGAGGCUCCUCCAAGCGUUCCCCCACCUCGCCAACCUGCCCGCCGUGCAGCUGCUCAACCUCGGCCUCACACAGGAACUCAUCGAGCGCUUGAAAUGACGACGCCAACGCGUGCGAGGACUCUUUGCUCCUUUUUGCCAAAAAACUGAGAUGCCUUGUUUUGCCUCAUUCUACUUUUUUUUUUUUUGAGGCGGGGUCGAAGGGAGGACUCGAUAUGUGCCAUCCUGGAGCGGACAUCCCUUUUUUAGUUUUUGCUCGUCAUCAGCGGCUGGAAAUGAUUUGCUUCUCAAAUGAAAAAAAAAAAAUUAAUUCAAGAAUGUAUUAACGCUUGUAAUAUUUUAAAGACUGUGCGAAGGAUGGGCCGUGUAUAUUUAUUGGAAGGACUUUAUUUGGACACGCCAUCUAGCAUAGAUUUUUAGUUUUUAAAUGUGAUUUGUCUUGCUCAUUUGUUGACUGUCACGUUAUGGAACCGUCAUCCAAACAUUUCGCUUCCUCUGCAAGACAACCGUUAUUGAAUGAUUUUUUUUUUUGGUCAUAAUCAUGUCCCCCGAGAGAGGGACUUAAAUGCAUUGGUCACGACGGGGAAUUUAAAAAGUCACGUCACUGUGAAUUUGGUGCUCUCUGAUUUUUAAAAAGCUUUUCCGUGAAUAAAGUUGAACGCCCUCUCUGA